AUGUCAUUUACUGGGAGUUGUAAUACUUCAAUUUCAGGUACGAAAUCCGAUUUGAAGUACUCUUCUGAAAUUGAAGACGACGAACCGCAAAAAGCCGUAAUUGAACGGGCCUUCACUAAAUUUUGCGAAGGAAACAUCACGGUUCCUCAAGAUAUGAAUGGAAACAAGCUGGGUGUUGAUUCCAGAUCGACGGUCACGACUACUAGACUCAUUACUUUGAGCCCCUUCGUUCGGCAUCCGCGACAUGGGGACGCUACACAUAAGGUAGAUCCCAUACAAGACGACUGCUUGGACAUGUUCACCGAGACCGUUCAUAAAACUUCUAUGCCACCGUCAACAUUUUUGGAGCAGAAAUCACUUGUUACAAAGGAUUCAUGCGGUCCAUUACGACCUCAAUUUCCUCGACCUGCUGCAACUGCUCAUUUUAUGUAUCCCAUUGUUGGAAGGUUAGUGCUCGUUCACAUAGAUGACAGAAUCCUUCUCACUGGUGAGUUGCGUCAAAUAGAGGAAAACGAGGCUAAGCGUGCAACAGCGCAGAGGUGUGAUAGCUAUGCGCAUGUAUCGAGUGAAGGCGUUGACUCUCAGGGAUGCCCUCAAUGCCCUAAUGGUGAUAAGUGUCGUACCAUAGAAGAUGCAACAAUCAUCGUUGACAAAGAUGAACCUACCGUAACGAUUGCUGGUGUCCUCCCAUGGUUCCAGGUUGCUAAUGCACAUUCAAUAAUUGUUGAUCUUCAAUGGACUAAAGCACGCUAA
Strongylus vulgaris is the source of this 753-nucleotide messenger RNA. The record is from the annotation of a GenBank genome assembly. NCBI's taxonomy places the organism in Eukaryota, Metazoa, Nematoda, Chromadorea, Rhabditida, Strongylidae.